AAAUGAAGCUGAAUUUAUUUAUAACGAAAAUUAUAUGUUGUGUGCAAUGAAAUCCAUUAUUUAGUAAUUUCAACCUCCACAAAAUGGAUUGUGGAACAGAUACUUGUGUACAAAAUAAUGAGAUAAAUGAAAUUGUACAUGAAAUAGUAAAUAUCAAAUCAGAAAUAUGUUCAGAAGACGAAACUACCUCUACAAAUUUUGAUCCUCUAGAGUACGAGAUAAAAGAAGAGAUCAUUGAAGAAGACUCUCAAGACCAGAAUAGCAUAAACGAAAAACCCUUCCAAUGUACCUUCUGUGACAAAUCCUUCGAAUACAAUCAUGCCCUUCUACGACACAUCAGAACCCACACAAAUGAAAAAACCCACAUCUGCAAUGUAUGCGGCAAACAAUUCAGUCGUAAACAUGUCCUAAAAAUACAUUAUCGAAUACAUACAUCUGAAAAGCCUUAUAAAUGUUCAGAAUGUGCCAAGACAUUUUCCCAACGAGGCCAUUUGACUGAACAUAAGAAAAUACACACAGGGGAACGUCCACACAAAUGCGAUAUCUGCGAUAGAACAUUCUUAGUUAAAAGCAAUUUAGUCUCGCACCUCAGAACGCAUACUGGUGAGCGCCCUUUUAUGUGUAAUAUUUGUUUCAAGUCUUUCAGGCAAGCGUCGAGCUUAUCGAAUCAUAUGUACCUUCACUCAGCUGAAAAAUCAUUUAAAUGUCCACAUUGUGAAAAAGUUUUCACGCAACCGAGUAAUUUAACUAAUCACAUGAAAAGCCACACUGAAGACAGGCCUUUUAAAUGCACGUUUUGUGAUCAAGCUUAUACGAACUCUACUGGUUUAGAAAAGCACAUCAAAAUUCAUGACGUUGAUAGAAAAUAUAAAUGCUCGUUUUGUGAAAAAUAUUUUAAAAACCCAAGUAGUUUACAGAGACACGAAAGAACUCACUCAGGGGAACGACCUUUUACAUGCCAGAUUUGUUUUAAGACCUUCAGUGACGAGUUUAAACUUUCAAGGCAUAUGAUGAGCCAUGCAGACGUAGAACCUGUACAAUGUCCUCACUGUGAUAGGAAAUUUAAAUAUGCUGCGAGCUUGUUGAGACACCAGAAGAUCAAUCAUAAGAUGGAAAACAAACUUGGCGAUGAUAAAUCUUAA
Ctenocephalides felis (cat flea) is the source of this 1142-nucleotide messenger RNA. RefSeq names its product zinc finger protein 501-like. Gene Ontology annotation, biological process: regulation of transcription by RNA polymerase II. The record is from RefSeq and is a predicted model, not a curated record. The coding region runs from base 84 to 1142 and encodes 352 amino acids. NCBI's taxonomy places the organism in Eukaryota, Metazoa, Arthropoda, Insecta, Siphonaptera, Pulicidae. Gene Ontology annotation, molecular function: DNA-binding transcription factor activity; RNA polymerase II cis-regulatory region sequence-specific DNA binding. The transcript has a single exon.